UGCCAUGCCUCCUAAAGGAAAGUCAAAGGCACAAAACAUUAAGUUUUCCCAGUUAGGAAAAUAUACAUCAAACAGAAAAAAAAUCAACGAUAUGGAUUUGAAAAUUUCAAAUCAGAGUAACCUAAUUGAGGAAAAACAAAAACAAUUAGCAGCAUUGAGCAGUGAGAUAACUUUGAUUGAAAGGGAUGUUGAUAAGUUAAGAAAUAGAUUAGCUAGAAAAAGAAAACGUGUUAGACACCUAAACUAUGAGUGUAGUAAGAAUAGAGUGGACUCUGAAGUCAAAUUUAGCAUCAGCAAGGUAACAGCUGAGAGGCGUAGUAAAUUCCCAUCAUCUAGUGAUUUAAAUAGAUCAGCAAAAGAUACACGUCGUCUGGAAACAUUUGAAGCUUGUUCUGCCAUUCACGGAGGGUCUAAGGAAUCUGUUCAGCCGGUUAUGUUUGGUAUGAUUGACACAUUGUGUUCGAAAAUCCCCUCAAAAAUGUUUGCAAAAAGUUUAUUGAAUGCUAAAUCAUCUGUAGUAAAACAGAUAAAGGAAACUACCAUCAAAAUAGCAAAUGAAGAAUUUUACAAUUCAGAAGAUAAUAAACUACGUUCUCUCAAUGUUUUUUACAGCCACAAUGUCAUGGGGAAAGCUAAAUACAUGGCAAUUAGAAAGGCAAAUAGAAUUUCCCAGAAUAAACAGAAUUCAGUGGUUAAUUAUAUUCAGUAUCCUCAUUUAGCAACCAUUAUCAAUAACAUUGAUAUAGGAACACUACAUGACAUACAUCCAACUCUAACCUUUGGAGAUGAAACAAAAUCAGUUACAGGAAAUUAUAGAUCGUGUGAUGAAUUUUUGUUACGAUUGGCAAAAUUCUAUUUAAAAGUGAAUCGUCAACGGAGUGACAAACUAAAAACAUUCAAUAUGCUUGAAAAAAAAGAUUUUGAAUCUUUUCUGUUUGUAUUUGCUCUUGGUGGGGAUGGAGCUCCUAUUUGUGGUAUGUCAUUUUUAGUCUCUUUUCUUAAUGUUGGUAAUCGGAUAUGCAGCAGCUCCGAAAACUUUUUAAUUUUUGGUGGUGAUACUGAGGAAAAUUCUACUGUUGUACGCAAUUAUGUUCUCAAGUUGUUGUCGGACGUGAAGUUUUUGGAAAGUCAGGUUUUCACUGUUUAUGUUGAUGAAGUUGCCUACAAAGUUGAAUUUUUAUUGGGUGAAUUACCUAACGAUAUGAAGAUGUUGGCUUUUUUGGCUGGGGAACUAACAAAUUCAGCCUACUACUUUUCAACGUUCGGAAAUGUAAAUAAAGAUAAUUCAGCCAAAUUUGAAUAUACAUACGGAACCAAGCAAAGUGACAAAUGGAUGCCCUUCAACUAUCACAAACGCAUAAGUGAUGCCAAAAAGGUUGAAGGUAAAAAAAAAGAAAUCGAAGUUAAAUGCAAAGGAAAUAGUGCAACGAAACGUAGUAACUUGACAUCUUAUAUAUCUAAAGUUUUGAAAGGUAGACAAGAAGAAGUCCCCUUGGUUGGCCAUUAUAUUGAUAAAGCAAAAGGCGAACCUCUUCAUCUGAAGAACAAUGUCGUCAAAGAGCACUUCAUGAAGUUAUUCAAUCUAUGUUUGGCAACUGCUCCAUUGAAUUCCUACAAAGCAUUUAAAGAUAUACCUUCCUCACAUGCUUUAAUUAAAUUUGUUAAUUUUAUACGUUCAGCAAUGGGAUGUAAUUUUUUGUCGAAAAAAAUUAUCCGGUGGUUUAAUGAAAGCAGUUCUAAGAAUGAAAGUAGUUUCACUUUUCGUUUUCGUGGAAAGGAGAGUAAAGCCUUUCUUUGUCAUUUCCCAGAAUUAAAUUUACUUAUUUUAAAUGAAUUGAAGAGUGAACAAAUGAAAAUAAGGCUGCAUCAAAUCCAUUUUCAGUUCAUAUGUUUGCGAAAAAUUAUUUCACUAUCAGUACGUGUAGAGAAUUUCAAUUUGGAACUUUUAAAAGAUUUAAAGAAGCAAUGUAAACUACUUUUCAAGUCAAGCUGUUGGUAUGAUGUAAGCGUCUCACCCAGUUUAUGGACUUUAUGUAACUGCAUACCUUUCCAUGCUGAAAGUACUUUGCUGUGCUACGGUUUCGGAAUUGGAUGUAAUAGUAUGGAAGGGCGGGAGCAAAAGCACCAGAUGAUUGUAAAGUAUUCUAACAAUACCACUUUCCAAUGUCGCUGGCCAAGAAUUUUCCAUCACGAGUACAUACAAUUGUUGCAUCUGAGAGAAAACGGUUACGAUAAGUUGCACUAUGUUUCAAGAGGAUCUGAUUACAUACCAGAGAGAGAUAUGUGUUGUGAACAUUGCUUGCUGCUUGUUAGAAAUAACUUGAAAUGCCAACUAUGUGAGAGUGCUUUCAUGAAAAAGGUUUUUUCUGAUUUAGAAAUUUAGACACCGUUUUUUGUUUAAAAGUUCAGUAUGUUGUUAGUUCGUGUUAGAUGUAUAUUUUCCUUAUUUCCUUAUUCUGCUAUAUACUUUUUGUUUGCAUAACAUUUGCAAUGUAUAUUUGUGAAUCAGUGAGAUAGUGUCUUUCGCAAGAGUAUGAAUAUUAAUUUUCCCAAUUAGAAAGCUCAAAGAAAUCAAUUUUUUAAUAUAAAUGUGUGUGAAUUAAUGUUUUGUCAGAACAUUUGGUACAUAAAUGUUUACGACGUAAUCAUAUAGAAAGUAUGGUGACUAUUACAGCAUAAAAUUUAUAAUAUUUACAUCAAAGAAUAUGUAUUUUAUACAAAUAUAUUUUAUUUCUAUGAGCAUGGCAAUGCCAAAUUUUCUCUUGCAAAAGAAAACAAAUUCUAGAUCAUCAUCAUUUUUUUCUGUGAAUAGAUGUUAUAAAACACUAGCUAUAUGAUAGUUUAUAUUUUAUUAAAAAAAAGUUUUCAUAGUUCAUAUGUUUUAUUUAAACAGAGUUGUUGUGUUAUUAUUUGCUUCAUAUUGAGAUACAAUGUGUCACAAAAGUAGUUUUUGUUGUUUGACUGUCCUGUGUGUUCUGGCAGCUAGCUAGCUGUGCUGCCUCCAUCCCAUCUUCUUUUUAUUUUUUAUUAUAUGCAAUAAUGAGUAACGGUAGCUACGAAAGCCAUAAAAUAACAAUAAUUUAUCCAUUUUUUACUCGUUAUAUACCAAAUCAAAACUUUAAACACUUGCAGCAACCUUUCAGUGUGUUUAGCCAGGUAGCCAUUUUUAUUUUUCUACAAAUCUCUCCAUCGCGCUGCUGUUGUACCUGCUAUUGUGAAAACCUAGGUUGCAAUUGAAGGAGUGUCGAAUUGCGGCGCAAACUCCAUGUAACAAUCCUUGACAAAAUAGCCAGGCCGUUUGAAAAAUACGAGUUAAGCAUUUUCACACGGGAAAUAGCCCGCCGUGAGGGGGCUUGACUACACUCAGUCUUGUCUUUGGAGAGUGACGACUCCACUUACUACCCCAGUCAAAAAUAAAACAAAAUCAAAUAAAAAUUAAGUUAGCAAGGGGGUUUGAUCAUACUAGGUCUUGUCUUUGGAGAGUGACGACUCCACUUAUUACCCCAGUUAAAAAAAAUAAAUAAAUAAAAAAAUAAAAUAAAAAUAUUAGCAAGGGGGUUUGAUCACACAUGAUCUUGUCUCUGGAGAGUAACGACUCCACUUAUUACCUGAGUUAAAAACAAAGAAUAGCACAGUUGAACAGAAAGUGGUCAAAGUUAAUUUUAGGAAGAUAGGGAUGUCUAGUUUCUGCUGAUGACCGUCCGCGGACCUCUUUGAGGUGACCCAGCUAGACAUCCAGGGUACUUAGGUUCAGAAAUAUAGGUCGAAACCUACCUGCCCUUGGUUAAUGUUCUGUUCAGCUUUUCAAAUGUGUUGUGUCCUUUUUAUUUUAUUUUUUUUUUAUAUAUUUUUUAAUUCCUUGUAAAAAGGGAGAAUUGUGUUUUUAGAGGCAUAUUCUCUAGAGGAGUACAACCUCUAGCUUGUUUCCAAAGACCUAACAGGUUGAGUUCAUCAUUGCGGUGGCUUGCCACCUCUUUGUAAAUUAUUUUCUUUUCAUGCUUCAUGACCUAUACAGAUUUUGUUGUCUGGGUAACUCUGCGUUUGUCAUCGACACAACAUUUAAAGUGGCAGAUAAACUGUGACUCACUGAUUCAUCAUGCACGAAUGAGACACUGAUUGAUGACAGUGGCAAACAUCCAACAUUCCCAGGUACAUUAUUUAAAAUUUAUUAUGUUAAAAAACUUCUACUGCCAAAUCAACUCCUACUAUGUACUUUAUAUUUAUUUUAUUUUAUUGAUGUUAGGCAGCGUUUACAUGGAGCCCGUAGUGAGUUCAAACCGGUUUGAGAUUUCACUACGGCUGCGAUUUUCAAUACGGUUGACGGUCAAGUUUCUAAUAGCGUUUACAUGAGUACACCCGUACUCAAAGUCAAACCGGUUUGAAAUUAACUACGGAGUGAGAAAUAGGUUUGAGAUUUAAAACCGGUUUGAAAAGCUCAUGUAAACAGGACCGCGGACCGGUUUGGCUGUAUCGAUGUAUCUACGCAUGCGUCAAUUAUAUUAUACACAUGCGCGAAUUUGAUAAAUCUUGUUGCCGCAUGCUGGCUGUCUUUCUUUUCGAAAUGGACAACAACAACGCAAGUGCUUCGUGUUCUUCGUCAUUUUUAAAUUCAAACAACUUCAAGAAACGAAGAUUAGGCUUAAGCAAAAAAUCAGUUUCCUCAGCGACGAUGUCAGAGGAUCUAGAGAGUGAUGUUUCAAAUUUUUACAGCCAUUCAGAAAAUCAGUUAGAAACAAUCAAUAUCAGAGAUAU
Molecule: messenger RNA, 4752 nt
Organism: Hydractinia symbiolongicarpus
Lineage: Eukaryota; Metazoa; Cnidaria; Hydrozoa; Anthoathecata; Hydractiniidae
Exons: 2
Coding region: 5-2383 (792 amino acids)
Source: RefSeq, a predicted model, not a curated record